AUGCCUCCUACAAUUCUUGUCGCUGGCGCCACUGGCAACACCGGCCGUGGCGUUGUUGAAACCUUAUCGGACCUUCUGAAAACCUCAACCAACUUCUCCCGACACAGGAUUCUUGCCCUUACACGCUCCUCCUCCGGAACUGUGGCAAAACAGCUUGCUGAACUACCCAGCGUCGAAGUGGUGGAAAAAGAUUGGGCAGACAUCACCCCCGAGUGGCUCCAGCAGAACAACGUCGUGAGAGCUUUCAUUGCUUCACACGUGCACCCUGGUCAAUUCGCCGAAGAGUCGGCGUUUCACCUAGCCGCGUUGACAGCAGGCGUUGAAUAUGUUGUCCGAAUCUCGACAACUGCCGCGAACGUGCGUCCGGACUGCCCUGCAUUUUAUCCAAGGGCACAUUGGGCGCUUGAGACCCUGCUGGGCUCGCCUGAGUUCCAAGGUCUCCGGUGGACCUCGCUGCAGCCCAAUGUUUUUACGCAGAUGUACCUCUACCCUGCUGCGGAGUUGAUCAAGAAUUUCCGCAAGACUGGCAGGCAGGACACUCUGAGGCUCAUGGCUUCCGAAAACGCGCCCGUUGCCAGCAUUGAUCCGUACGAGGUCGGAAUUCUCGCAGCUCGACUUCUGACUCAGGUUGAUGUUACGCCUCAUCACGGAGCGAAAUACGUCUUGAACGGACCAGAAGAUAUUACCGGGCGGCAGAUCGUAACAAUGGUUGAGCAGUGCAUUGGAACAAAACUUGAAGAUGUUCGAUUUCAGGAUUUGUCUUUCAUCGACCAACAGGCAGCGCAGGCUCAAGAGUCAAAGAGUGUCAUUCUCUCAAUCAAACGUGCUCUGGAAACAGCUUGGGAAGGGAAGUGCACGGCUUCUACGACAAGCAAAGAGGUCUUUCAGAUUUUUGCUCCGAAACGUGCGCCUGACGAAAUUUUCAAGGACAUGCUAGAGGACUAG
Messenger RNA from Colletotrichum higginsianum IMI 349063, 945 nucleotides. Its product is annotated as NmrA-like family protein. The transcript has a single exon. NCBI's taxonomy places the organism in Eukaryota, Fungi, Ascomycota, Sordariomycetes, Glomerellales, Glomerellaceae. Bases 1 to 945 code for a protein of 314 amino acids. The record is from RefSeq and is a predicted model, not a curated record.